UUGCAGGGAUCAGAAGUCGUGUAGCGUUAUAGGCGAACGGAAGUGUUUACAAAUUAAGUGGAAAUUAAGUGAAGUGAGAAAAAUAAUUAUAGAGAGCACCACGGGAAGUAACAUAUAUAUUUACCAUAUCAAACUGUCUUAUCUUAAAAUAGAACGAAAAAUAUUAAAACAAAAGAUUGAAAUCAAUAAAAAUAUUGAAAUGAUGUGGCUGAAUGUGAAUCGUAUUAUUGCCAUUUUUGCUACUUUACUGCUACUUGAGACCACAGCUGCUGCAAAUAUUACCUGCAUGUCUUGCGAUAAAGACGAGAAUUGCUUAAAUGGUGUAGCAACCACAACGUGCGAGAAUGCAACGAAAUGCUUUACAAGAGUGAAUGAUGACUUCUCCAUUACACGUGGUUGUUUGAAAGACGAGGAUUUGGCUAACUGCACGACACCUAGUUGCGUCCAUUGCGAAAGUGGUGAUAAUUGCAACAAUCAAAGCAUCUGCAAGACCUGCGACUCAACAACCGAUCCCAAGUGUGCGCAAACCGAUGCAUCGACACUUCAGAGUGCCAUUUGCGACAAAUCCAAUACACAAUGCAUGAUAAGUGUAUUGGCAUCGAAAACUGAACGUGGCUGCAUCACCGAGGAACUACAAAAAACCUGCACCGACGAAAAGACAUGCAAAAUGUGCACAGGUGGCGCGUGUAACGUAGGCAUUUUCCCGGAAAGCCGCAUUAGCUGCCAUCAAUGUGCUAAUACCACAGAUUGUGCAAAUACACAGAGCAGCAGUAGUAGCGCAGCCUUGCCAUGUCUGCAGUAUGUAGAAAAUGACAAGUGUUAUAUGUAUGGCAGUGAUGAAACGCACGUGACACGCGGCUGCAUUUCGGAUGUGGGUGAGGCGAAUAAAUGUGCCAAGAGCGUUGAUGAGAAGUGUCAAACUUGUAACACUACCAACUGUAAUAGCUUGAGUUAUAUGGUGGAUCAAUCGUUAAAGUGCAUUAAAUGCAGCAGCAAAGACAAUGCACAAUGUACGGCGGCACAAGCUGCAAGCACGGCCGAAAAUUGUGCUAAUAAAAUUCCUUACUAUGCGGAAGGUAAAUGUUACACGCUGACCGCUGAUGAUGGGGUGAUGACACGUGGCUGCUUUUACGAUCUCGGCGAAACAGAUCAAGCGGCGUGCACCGCAUCAAGUGAAAAAUGUACUACUUGCACCAAUGAGAAUGGUUGUAAUAAUGCGGCUGAAGCAGAUUUCACUUGCAUUCGUUGUCGUAGUGAUGAGGAUACCCAGUGUCGGUGGGAAGCGGAUAAGCUCACAGGCGCAAAAUGCACAAAUACAGUGCAAACAGCGGAUGAUAAGAAAUGCUUUUGGGGUACUUGGCAAACCGAUCUAGUUAUUCGCGGCUGUCUUAUCGAUUUAAAUCCUAGAGAUCAGUUCAUCUGUAAUGAUGCUAAGGUCGCGAUCUGUCAAACUUGCACUACAGCUAAUUGUAAUACGAAAGGCGGUGCCACAUAUUUGCUACUGUCAAAUGGCUUGUUGGCAUUCGGUGUUUUGACAUUGUGGCGUUUGCGUUAAAAAUAGCUGGAAAGGCUGUUUAAUUCGUAAAAUAUAAAUAUGAAUACACAACAAGAAUUAAAAUAUUUAUAUAUGUACAUAUACAUCCGUGAAAAUAUUGCACUUACUAACAAUUUUACAUGUCAAAAAUUAUAUUAUUAUUAUUAUUUAAACACUUGUAUGUAAGUCAUUUGCUACAAUCACCGUGACUAAAAAUAAAUAGAAAAGUUUCAAAAAUA
Molecule: messenger RNA, 1773 nt
Organism: Ceratitis capitata (Mediterranean fruit fly)
Lineage: Eukaryota; Metazoa; Arthropoda; Insecta; Diptera; Tephritidae
Product: protein psiI-like
Exons: 4
Coding region: 200-1555 (451 amino acids)
Source: RefSeq, a predicted model, not a curated record